Molecule: messenger RNA, 2479 nt
Organism: Arachis duranensis
Lineage: Eukaryota; Viridiplantae; Streptophyta; Magnoliopsida; Fabales; Fabaceae
Product: probable transcription factor KAN4
Exons: 10
Coding region: 1035-1736 (233 amino acids)
Molecular function (GO): DNA binding; DNA-binding transcription factor activity
Source: RefSeq, a predicted model, not a curated record
UUAGUUCUUAUGGAGAACGACCCGGGAGUCUAAAUACUCUCGGUUUAUAUAUUUGCUUUGAAUUGUGAUGGAGAUGAUCCAUUGCCGGUUUGAACUAUACUCACAACAGAAUUACUUUAUCUAGUUUUCUGAAUUGGCAUAAAUUCUCUCUUAUCAGUUCUGUUCUGCUAUAGCUGUGGUAGUGCUCAGCUGCUGCUCUGUGAUGUUGAACUGUUACUGCUUUGCCUGUUUUGUUGUUCUAGUUUUUCUACAUCAAUUAUCAGUAGGUUAAUCUUUUCAUACUUUAAGCAUUCACGGUUAGGAUUUUGAUUUUGUUUAAUUUUUGUUGAUUGAUAUUGAUGGUUUGAGUUAAUUGUUCCUUUGCUAUGUGUGUGGUUUAAGAUCUGAGUUGUUGUAUGUUUUUAUGAAAGAGGAUUGAAACUUGUUAAAUGAAGUAAACUUUGUGUUUAGAUUUGUUCUUACCCCAAGAAACUCUGCUUGUGAUAAGUCGUUUUAAUUAAUAACUCUGCUUGGCGACAAUGUGUUUUGAAAGAGCAGGGGACUCCUACUGGGAGAAAAAGUCUAAGGCUGCUGGUCUUAAGGCGACUGCAAACCAUUUGAGCGAUUUGAAUCCUGAGGAUGCGCACGAAAUUCUUAGGCAAGCUGCUGAAAUUUUUGAAGGAAUAGGAAUAAUUAAUAUUGCAGCUCAAUGUUUUUCAGAUUUAGGGGAUCAUGAAAAAGCUGGUAGUUGCUGGGCGUUCUCCUCCACUAGGGCCAUAGAAGGGAUAAAUGCAAUAGUAACUGGGGACCUUAUAAGCCUCUCAGAACAAGAACUUGUGGAUUGUGACAAAACUAAUGAUGGAUGUGAGGGAGGGUACAUGGACUAUGCUUUUGAAUGGGUAAUGAACAACGGUGGCAUAGAUACUGAAACUGAUUACCCAUACACUGGUGUAGAUAGUAGCUGCAAUAUUACCAAGAGGUAAUUUGUAAAGGAGGAAUUCAAAAAAUUAUUGUAGCAUUUAUACUGAGCAUCGCAUCUGCUAAAAUAAAUAAAUAUGUCAGAGGGAUUUGAGAUUCAGCAAGAGAAUAAUGAAGGAAGUGACGGCAAGAGUAGUAAUGAUAAUGAGGGUGAGGAAAAUUCAUUUGACUUGAAUGAAGGAGCGGCUAUGAGUGAUAAUGAGGAAUUGGAAGAAGAGAAUAAUAAUGAAGCAAAGGAGGAGGAGGAGGAGGAUAACAAUGAAGAAGAAUGGAAUUCAACAAACCCAAGUAGCAGCAGCACAGCAUCAAGAGAAGGGAAGAGAGGGAGUGGUGUGAGACAAUAUGUGAGAUCAAAGAUGCCAAGGUUUCGUUGGAAUCCUAAUCUUCAUCUCUCCUUUGUCCAUGCUGUUCAGAGGCUUGGAGGUCAAGAAAGAGCAACACCUAAAUUGGUGCUUCAGCUAAUGAAUGUCAGAGGCCUAAGCAUUGCUCAUGUCAAGAUUCACUUGAAAGCAUUAAGGAAGAUGAUCGAGCCAUUUUGCUUGAAGCAGGGCUUACAUGAUCAUCAUCAGCAAAAUUCUAUGGAUCAUCAGCUGGGCUUAUAUAUUCAUGAGGAGUUAAUUGAUUUUCUGAAAGAAACUGGGCUGCAGUCAAGUGCAGCUGCCAUUAGAAAUGCUUCAACUAAGCUUUUGGGUGUUCUGCAUAGAUUUGUUAGUCCAGACAUCAAAGGGUUCCCUACUGAUGUUAAGCCUGCAAUGCUCAAGGCUCUUGAUACUGAGUAGGAGAAGAAUCCAUGAGGGAGCAUCUGCAGCUCCCAAGAGAUCAGUCAAAACAUCAUACUCAUCUUCCUUAGUUGCUGCUGGUGGGUUGGAUAGCUUGCCUCGUGAAGACAUUAGUGGAAAGAUUACUCCUACUCUCUUGAAGAGCUUGGAAAGUCCUAAGUGAAAAGUUUGAUUGACAAUAUCUUUUAAAUAAUUUGAUGUUGCUGGCUUGUUUUAACUAUUUAUUAUUACUGAAAUGAACGAUGUUAUUAUGAUGUUUCAUGACAUUCUUCUGUGAUUUCCUUUUAGGUUCGUAUGGAGUCAGUUGAAGCUGUAAAUAAAAUACUGGAAGAGGCAAAUAAGCGCAUUCAAGCAAAUGGAACUGGGAUACCAACAUGCAAAGCUGCUUUAACUUUGCUUAUGGUAUUUGGUGUUGGACCAACAGUUUUUGGCAAUGUGUCUAAUGUCCAUAAACUUGUGAGGGAAAAAAAUGGAAGCGUGUUACGUGCCUUCACAGCCUUGGCUAUGGUCGAGUUCAAGCAAGAGUAAGGGCUCGCAGAAUCCAGUUAAGUCAUGAGAUGAAGCAACAUGAAGCUACAAUGAAGAGGGAGAGAUUGAUAUUUUUUUAUCCCAAUGUAUUUUAUAACUACUUGGGUUAUAAGAGAUGGAUAUAGCUAAUUUGGUUUGAAUUUUAUUAAUGUAAUACUAAUUUUCAUUAACAUAUUUUUUUAAAUGAUAUUCACAUAUUUUUGUCAAUGUAUUUU